GCAGCUCCUUCUUUGUUCUGUAACUCCUCUCUGAAGCCAGUCAGAUGUUUAGUAUCCAGAAGAAAGAGCUAUAGCCCUCCAUCAAGCAACCUGAGUUCUGGACUCAACCUGAAGCUGGCAUGAAUGGCCUGGAAUCACCUUCAGCAGCACCUUCUCCCUACGCCAACCUCACAAAUCAUCUUGAAUGCUGCUUUCUCUGGAAAAUAUAUCAGGCUAUGUUUUCCACCAAUCGUGGGACAGUUGGAGGUUUUUUCCUGGCAGGCCGAAGUAUGGUGUGGUGGCCGGUUGGAGCCUCUCUCUUUGCCAGUAACAUUGGAAGUGACCACUUUGUGGGGCUAGCUGGGACUGGAGCAGCUUCAGGGAUUGCCACUGGGGCUUUUGAAUGGAAUGCCCUGUUUUUAGUGGUUGUGCUGGGCUGGGUGUUUGUUCCCAUUUAUAUUAAAGCUGGGGUGGUGACAAUGCCAGAGUACCUGCGGAAGAGGUUUGGAGGCAAGCGGAUCCAGAUUUACCUUUCUGUUCUGUCCUUGCUGCUCUAUAUAUUUACUAAGAUCUCAGCAUCCAUCUUUGCUGGAGCCAUAUUCAUCAAUCUGGCUUUGGGCCUGGAUAUAUACCUGGCCAUCUUUCUCUUAUUAGCAAUCACUGGGCUUUACACAAUCACAGGGGGCCUGGCAGCUGUGAUCUACACGGACACCUUGCAGACAGCAAUUAUGCUGGUGGGGUCUUUUAUCCUGACUGGGUUUGCUUUCAGUGAAGUGGGAGGGUAUGAAGCCUUCAUGGAAAAGUAUAUGAAAGCCAUUCCAACCUUAAUUUCUGAUGGAAACACCACCAUCAAGGAAGAAUGCUACACCCCAAGGGAAGACUCCUUCCACAUCUUCCGAGAUCCCCUGAAGGGAGACCUCCCAUGGCCUGGGCUCAUCUUUGGGCUGGCCAUCCUCGCCUUGUGGUACUGGUGCACAGAUCAGGUGAUUGUGCAGCGCUGCCUCUCAGCCAAGAAUAUGUCUCAUGUGAAGGCUGGUUGUACCCUGUGUGGGUACAUGAAGCUGCUGCCCAUGUUCCUCAUGGUGAUGCCAGGGAUGAUCAGCCGCAUUCUCUACACAGAAAAAAUUGCCUGUGUCCUUCCCUCAGAAUGUAAAAAGUUUGGCACCCCAGUUGGCUGCACUAACAUCGCUUACCCAACCUUGGUAGUGGAGCUCAUGCCUGAUGGAUUGCGAGGCCUGAUGCUGUCGGUUAUGAUGGCUUCUCUCAUGAGCUCCCUAACUUCCAUCUUCAACAGUGCCAGCACCCUCUUCACCAUGGACAUCUACACGAAGAUCCGGAAGCAAGCAUCUGAGAAAGAGCUCAUGAUUGCAGGAAGGUUGUUCAUUCUCUUUCUGAUUGCCAUCAGCAUUGCCUGGGUGCCCAUUGUGCAGUCAGCGCAAAGUGGGCAGCUCUUCGAUUAUAUCCAGUCCAUUACCAGUUACUUGGGACCACCCAUUGCAGCUGUCUUCCUGCUUGCUGUUUUCUGGAAGAGAAUCACUGAACCUGGAGCCUUUUGGGGACUCAUCCUAGGAUUUCUGAUUGGGAUUUCCCGUAUGAUUACUGAGUUUGCCUAUGGAACUGGGAGCUGCGUGGAGCCCAGCAACUGUCCCACCAUUAUCUGUGGGGUCCACUACUUAUAUUUUGCCAUUCUCCUCUUUUUCAUUUCUAUCAUCACCAUCGUGGUCAUCUCCCUCUUCACUAAGCCCAUUCCAGAUGUGCAUCUCUAUCGUCUCUGUUGGAGUCUGCGCAACAGCACAGAGGAACGUAUUGACUUGGAUGCAGAAGAGGAGGACCUCCAAGAAACACAGAAGGAUACCAUUGAAAUAGAAGUUCCAGAGGAGAGAAAAGGGUGCUUCAGGUGGGCCUAUGACCUGUUCUGUGGGCUGGACCAGGGACCUAAGAUGACCAAGGAAGAAGAGGCAGCUAUGAAGAUGAAGCUGACAGACACCUCUGAGAAGCCUUUGUGGAGGACAGUAGUGAACAUCAACGGCAUCAUCCUGCUAGCUGUAGCUGUCUUUUGCCAUGCAUACUUUGCCUGAGUCCUAUCUUCUGCUGUAGACUCACCACGGCUGCAAUCUUUACCUCCAUUCAGUCUCAUUCUGUGGCAUUGAAGGGAAACCAGAUAGUUGUAAAAUUUGCCCGGUUGGAUAAACAUGUAUAUGUGUAAUUAAUUAUAGGAUAGCUGAAGGAAAAAUCAUUAUUUUGCCAUUAACUUAUAUAUUGAAGCCAAUGUAAUACUUUCACCUGUACAUAUUAGGUGAAAGGAAAGAAGGAAAGUUGGUUCAGUCAUAUUCAUAAAAAUCAGACCAAGAAACAGAAGUCCUAUGGUGUCUGAUGCAAGUCUGUCUCAAGUAGAAUCAGUUUGUCCACAUUGUUUGUGAUCAAUUAAUACUAUUUUUAGAGUUUUAAUGUCUCUAUUCCAACCAUAUCUGAACUCCUCAUCUUUUUUUUUAAAAAAAGAAAACAUUGCUCAUCAUAUCCUUCUCAAGUUUUUCCUACUAUAAGAAAUAUUAAUCUGAAACACCGAUGAACACACAAAAGCUGGGAAUGGAAAUUUGAUGGAGUCUUGUCCUGGGUAUUUGCUCUGUGAAGCAAAAGCCUUAGAAAAGUAGUAUUAGCCCACUAGGGAGGGCCAAGGUUCAAAUCAUUUAGAAAAUAGAUAAUCUUGAGUCCCUGGAAUUUUCUUGUCUUCUUGAAGAUUCCCAUUGUGUGUUCCUCAUGUUUGGUAUUUCAUUCAUUUUGACAUUCAAUGUUCCUAGAAUGUCUUAGCCACUCAAUAAAUUUUUGGACUAAAUGAAUGACAGCAGCCUUUAUUUACAGACACUUUGUCUAGUUCUUGGUUAACCAUAGGUUUUGGUUCUCAUAGGUUGAAUUGUGUGAAGUUUGGCUCUGAAAUAAAUAUAUUAAAUAGGGCAAAGUGGCAUCUCUCAAAGUGUUGCUGAUAUUGGAACCAUCAGAGUCACACAUUGACUUAUUUUAUCAGUACAUAGAUAUCUGCUCAAUCCAGGGCACUUAAGAGAAAGAAGCUCAUAAAGUUGUCCUUGGCUUAAAAGAAACUGUCCCAUUAGUUGGGU
This is a messenger RNA of Marmota monax (woodchuck), 3092 nucleotides long. RefSeq names its product sodium/glucose cotransporter 1-like. Gene Ontology annotation, biological process: transmembrane transport; sodium ion transport. Gene Ontology annotation, molecular function: D-glucose:sodium symporter activity. The record is from RefSeq and is a predicted model, not a curated record. Gene Ontology annotation, cellular component: plasma membrane. NCBI's taxonomy places the organism in Eukaryota, Metazoa, Chordata, Mammalia, Rodentia, Sciuridae.